AGGCCGAGCUGAAGCCAACCCGGAAGACCGCCGACGAGGAGCGAAAGAUGUCAACGAACGACCCACGCCUCCGGGCGCGUCUAGCAGCCUCGAAUGCCACCCCGCCUCCUCCAGCACCAGGGAUCCCCGCCAAGCCGUCGGCCGUCGUCGUCGACCACCCCGCCCUGCCCCCGUCCGUCGCCGCCGAUGGCUCGUCCUCCGCCGCUGCUGCUCCCUCCUCUGCUGCUCAGAACGGCAAGCUCGAGAACGAACGUGAUAUCAAAUUGACCUGUCGUAACUUCACCUUCUGCGUGGUUUGUGCAAGUAAUCAGAAUCGGUCGAUGGAGGGUCAUAAUGUGUUGGCUAGGGAAGCGUUUAGAGUCACCUCGGCUGGGACGGGGUCGAUGGUCCGUUUACCAGGCCCGGCUAUCGAUAAACCCAACGUUUAUUCCUUCGGGACUCCUUACGAUGACAUGUAUCAAGACUUGAAAGAGAAGGAUGAAAGGCUGUAUACGGCCAACGGGAUUCUCUCGAUGCUAGAUCGGAACCGGAAGCUGAAGCUAGCGCCGGAGCGAUGGCAGGACAGUGUGGUGGGGGUGGCGGAUGUGGUGAUCACCUGUGAGGAGCGCUGCUUUGAUGCGGUGUGCGAUGAUCUGUUUAGUCGAGGGGGCGAGCUGAACAAGCCGGUCCAUCUGAUCAACAUCGAGAUCAAGGAUAACCAUGAGGAAGCUAGUCUGGCGGGGAAGGCCCUCUUGGAUCUCUGCAAUGCUAUCGAGGCUUGCAAGGAUCUCGACAGUGAUCUCGAAGAGAUUCUCGAGAAACAGAUGGAGAAACAUCCUCAUCAACUCAUCCAUACUGUUGGAUAUUAUUAGGCCUUCCCUCCCGGACCCUAUUAUUUCUUCUAGAGUCUUGUUCAAUUGCUCUGUUUCCUCUAUUAUUGAUAUUUUAGUUUUCUUCAUGUAUAUCAUCACUCAUCAUUUAAGAUUCGUCAGUUGUAUGUCCCAUACCCUUCCAGCACCAUUAAGCCGCAGACUGUUUUGUUGUCCAGGAAAUCCACCAUCUUGCCAAUAGUUAUUUUAGUUGAUAUUUUGGGA
Messenger RNA from Puccinia graminis f. sp. tritici CRL 75-36-700-3, 1073 nucleotides. RefSeq lists its product as uncharacterized. Bases 48 to 851 code for a protein of 267 amino acids. Gene Ontology annotation, biological process: termination of RNA polymerase II transcription. The transcript is spliced from 4 exons. Gene Ontology annotation, cellular component: nucleus; mRNA cleavage and polyadenylation specificity factor complex. Lineage: Eukaryota; Fungi; Basidiomycota; Pucciniomycetes; Pucciniales; Pucciniaceae. Gene Ontology annotation, molecular function: RNA polymerase II CTD heptapeptide repeat phosphatase activity. The record is from RefSeq and is a predicted model, not a curated record.